[Candida] anglica is the source of this 2622-nucleotide messenger RNA. NCBI's taxonomy places the organism in Eukaryota, Fungi, Ascomycota, Pichiomycetes, Serinales, Debaryomycetaceae. The record is from the annotation of a GenBank genome assembly.
AUGAGCAAGGCUACUCGUGACGCUCCCGUCAAGAAAAACGCCUUUGUGCACAAGCUAUACUCCAUGUUGAGUGACCCGAAGCUCGUCCAUCUUAUCUGGUGGACCCCGAACGAGGAGAAGAACACCUUUGCUCUUUUCCCGGGGAAGGAGUUUGCAACCGCCCUCACCGGUUAUUUCAAGCAUGGCAACGUGGCGUCUUUUGUUCGUCAGCUCCACAUGUAUGGCUUCCACAAGGUUUCGGACCCGCAAAGCAGUGCAGUUGCCGCAGCCGCCGCCCAUGUGCACGCCACGUCGCAGACCAAUAACUCUACUGAUGUUCCCCCCGUUUGGGAAUUCAAACAUUCAAGUGGUAAAUUUAGAAAAGAUGAUGAAUCUUCUUUGGUAUAUAUUAAGCGAAGAAGUUCUUCAAAUUCUUCUAGGAAUGGCGGAGCGACCGCGAGUUCCGCGGCUCAUCCGAUGGAUCGUCAUCUGAGUGUAGGCAUAGAUUCGGAGCAUAGUCUGUCUCCACAUCCUUAUGAUCAGCAUUAUCAUCUCUACCAGCAGCAGCAGCAUCAGCAGCAGCAGCAACACCUCCAGCAGCAGCAGCAUCAUCUUCAGCAGCAGCAGCAGCACCUCCACCAAAGCCCGCACUCUCACCCGCACGCGCGCCAACAACACCCUCAACAACACCCUCAACAACACCCUCAACAACACCCCCAACAACAACUGAUCCACCAUCCGCAUACACUCCACCACCUCCCCUACGUACAGACCCUACAACCAUUUAUGCAUCAGGGACAGGUUUACUACCCAGUCCAACAGGGCCAGCCACCACCUCCUCCUCCUCCUCCUCCUCCUCCCCACACGCCUCAACCAGGCCAGCCUGGCCAGCCAGGCCCAGCUGCUGCUGCUGCUGCGCCACCACCACCUUUCCAAAACAUGCAUUAUCAACAACCACCACAAUCCUAUUCAUAUGACAUGGUACGGCAACAACAUCCGCAGUCACAACAUUUACAAUCUCCUGGUGGCGCGGGGGUCGCACUAACCGCGCCAAUCGCUACCAAUUCCCAUCCGUCGCUUACUCAUGCCUCAAAUUUCCCAAAAUCUCCAAAAUAUAAUUCAAGACCUCCACACACAGAACUGCAACAUUCUCCUCAUAUCCCCCCACCACAACCGAAUCUUCAAUUCCGGAAGAUUUGGGAUUCGAAUGACGGUCGGUCGGAAGUCAAUAGACCGAGAAAUCCUUCACUUUACGACCCCUUGGCCCCUGUACCCGCAAGUCAUCAGCAACACCAGCAACACCAGCAACACCAACAACACCCCCUUCAUCAACUGGCGGGUCUGCUGGGGUUAGGCUUGCAACCGAUUUCUCCUCGACCAGACACCACAAGAACCACCAGUACCACCAGUACCACCAGUAGUGGAGAGACCAUGGUGAUUUCCGACGCCACCCGGUCGUCAUUAUCGCGCCAAUCAAUCAAACUCCCGCCACCAUCAUCCCUUCAACGGUCGACAUCUUUAAAACUGCCCUUGGUACACCCCAUGAGUCCCUAUGAUGACCUGGCUGCUGCCACCAACACUACCCCUGGCCCUGGCAACCACCCUUCUAAUUCGAACAACAGAUUCACCAUCCCCAAGGCCGGUUCUGGUCCAGCAGCACUCCCCAGCACCAGCACCAGCACCGCGACCGCCACCCUGGGAAAUCCGGGGGCACUGACUUCAUCAAUUCCGGGGUCUCCAGCAAUUCUUCGUAAACCUCUGCUUAUGCCCAUCAACAGUCUGUUCCAUGAAAGAUUGAGACCUUCAUUGAUUGAACUUCAUUUUGGUACCCGUAAGGAGUCUGCAUCAGCCCCAAAUUCCGCCGUCACUCAAGGUUCAACUUCUUCUCAUUUAAAAGAUUCCCUCGGAUCUCAAUCUUCAACUCAUAAUUCGAUCUUUUCCGAGAAGUCGUCAGUGUCAUCAAUUUCUUCAAUGCACAGAACUUCAUCAUUUGGUUCGAUUUCUCAUCAUCCAUCCUUUAAGAAGGAUUCCAUAGUGGGGCCUCAUGACCCUUUACCACCGGUUUUACCACAAUUUUCCCAUCCUCAACCUCAACAUCAACCCCUUGGUCUUGGAUUUUCGCACAAUCUGACCGGAACUGGCCCUGGGGCCGGAACUGGACAUGGCCAUGGUCAUGGCAUUGGUACUGGCCCGGUCGCGCUCGGAGCCACUUCAGGGGGCAAAUCGACGCCUCCGGUAUUGCCCGGGGCCAGGUCUGUACCAAUCCAACUGCCAGUGGCAUUCCCCAACAGACUCCGAUCAUUGACCACAUCUCCACGGUCUAAUGAUACUCUUUCACAGAUUGACGAGGGAGGUUCCUCAUCCUCUGCCACCACUUCGUCUGGUACUGUCCCGACCAUUGGGCAUCCUUCCAAUGGGAACAGUCACUCUCUGGAUGACCCGGGCCACAAGGCUGGUGACCUCCUGUCUGUCACCACUGCUACUGCCACUGCUACUGCCACUGCCACUGCUACCACCACUGCCGAGCUCCCACACAAGGUGUCGGUGAACUCGCUCUUGGACAAUGACACGACUCCGACGCCCACACCCACAGAAUCCAUGGGGGAGGCUGCCGGCAGCAACAAGAGACAAAAGGUCGAUUAG